Messenger RNA from Anoplopoma fimbria (sablefish), 5102 nucleotides. RefSeq names its product nuclear factor of kappa light polypeptide gene enhancer in B-cells 1 (gene nfkb1). The record is from RefSeq and is a predicted model, not a curated record. The transcript is spliced from 24 exons. Gene Ontology annotation, cellular component: cytoplasm. The coding region runs from base 306 to 3134 and encodes 942 amino acids. Lineage: Eukaryota; Metazoa; Chordata; Actinopteri; Perciformes; Anoplopomatidae. Gene Ontology annotation, molecular function: protein binding; RNA polymerase II cis-regulatory region sequence-specific DNA binding; DNA-binding transcription factor activity, RNA polymerase II-specific. Gene Ontology annotation, biological process: innate immune response; non-canonical NF-kappaB signal transduction; canonical NF-kappaB signal transduction.
CCAGAGCUUCAGUAGAGACACAGACACAGACACACACAGAGACCCUUCACUGCUGCGGAGCAACAGAACCCUCUCUCUCCCUCUCUCCCGUAAACUGUUAUGACGUGUCGUGACUCCGCCUCCUCCUCCGCCGCGUCACGACACUCUGCGCCUGAACCCGGCUGCUGCGGAUGGAUCCGCUGCACGGCGACCCGAUGAGGACCUAGGAACCUAGGAACCGAGGACCCGAGGACCCGAGGAAGGAAGCACCGAGGACCUGGGACUAAGUACUGUCCGGCACCGGCGCCCAGGUGAGCCCAGACACCAUGGCUGGAGACGACCAUUACCUUAAUACUACCCACCAGAUGUUCGACAACAUCAUAAUGGAUCCGCUGUGGGACAUGCAAAAUUUCCACGUGAUGUCUCAGACCACGUCCAUGCGGACAGUGGACGGACCGUACCUGCAGAUCGUGGAGCAGCCAAAACAGCGUGGCUUCAGGUUCAGGUACGGCUGUGAAGGUCCGUCUCACGGCGGUUUACCAGGAGCCUCCAGCGAGAAGAACAGCAAGACCUACCCCGCCGUCAAGAUCAGUAACUACCAGGGUCCGGCCCGGGUGGUGGUCCAGCUGGUGACGGCGCUGACCCAGCAGCCUCAGCUUCACGCUCACAGUCUGGUGGGAAAACAGUGCGACAAAGGGAUCUGCAUCACGGACCUGCAGCCCAAAGACUCCAACAUCAGUUUCCCCAACCUGGGCAUCCUCCAUGUGACCAAGAAGAACGUGGCCAAGACCCUGGAGGAGAGGAUGGUGGAGGCCUUCAGGAUGGGAUACAACUGUGGCGUCUUCAUCCACCCCGACAUCGACGCCCUGCAGGGGGAAGUCCGGGUCGCCCGAGACCUCAGCGACCACCAGCGCAGUGUGAUCAGCAGCGCGGCGUCCCUCCAGGCUAAAGAGAUGGACCUCAGCGUGGUUCGGCUCAUGUUCACCGCGUUCCUCCCAAACAGUGACGGAGGUUUCUCCAGACGACUGGAGCCCGUCGUGUCUGAACCGAUCUACGACAGCAAGGCUCCGAACGCCUCCAACCUGAAGAUCGUGAGGAUGGAUCGAACCGCCGGCUGUGUGAGCGGAGGAGAGGAGGUCUACCUGCUCUGUGACAAAGUCCAGAAAGAUGACAUCCAGGUUCGGUUCUAUGAAGAAGACGACUCGGGGGUGACCUGGGAGGCUCUGGGAGAUUUCUCCCCUACAGACGUCCACAGACAGUUCGCCAUCGUGUUCAAGACUCCGAAGUAUCGAGACCAGAACCUUCUGAAACCCACGUCUGUGUUCGUCCAGCUGAAGAGGAAGUCCGACAACGAGACCAGCGAACCCAAACCCUUCACCUACCACCCUCAGAUCAUAGACAAGGAGGAGGUGCAGAGGAAGAGACAGAAGACGUUGCCAAACUUCCAGGACUUCAGCGGCCAUGGAGGAGGUGGAGGUCUGUACCGAGGAGGAGGUGGAGGAGGUCCUGCUGCAGGAGGAGGACCUGGUUCUGCAGGAGGUGGAGGAGGAGGUUACUUCCAGGGCUUCACCACCUACAACUAUGGCGGAGCGGGAGGAGGAGGAGGAGGAGGAGGAGUAGGAGGAGGUGGAGGAUUCUCCACAGGAUACUCAGCUGCUCUGGGAGGAGGAGGCAUCAAACACGCCUCUGAGGGCGACGCAGCAGACGACAGCGAUCCAGACGAUGACUCGGGGUCGGGGGUCGUGCUCAGAGCUGUAGCCCAGCCAGGAGGCCUGGAGGAGGGGGAGAGGACUGAGGAGGGAGGGGUCAGCGUGGAGGAGCCAGAACCACACGGAGAUGAGCGGUUGGUUCAGGCGACCAGCAGACAGUUGGAGGCUUUGUUUCAGUACUCGGUCACCGGAGACUCUGCGUAUCUGUUGGCUGCACAGCGUCAGCUGAUGACGGCGCAGGACGAAGACGGAGACACUGGGCUCCACCUGGCGGUUCUCCACAGCCAGCAUGAGGCGCUGAAGAGUCUGACUCAGGUCGUCUUUGCUCUGCCUGGAGAGGAAGUGCUCAACAUGAGGAACCACCUCUACCAGACUCCUUUGCACCUGGCCGUGAUCACCCAGCAGAGGGAGGCGGUUGAAGCGCUGCUAUUGGCCGGCGCCGACCCAACUCUGACGGAUCGUCAUGGCAACACGGCGCUCCACCUGGCGUCCUGGCUGGAAGGAGGAGGAGGAGGGAUGGUCCAGUUUCUACUGCAGCAUGAAGAGAUGAGAGAGCUGCUGGACCACACCAACACAGCAGGUCUGUGUGCGAUCCACCUGGCGGUCCUGGCCAAUCAGCUGCCUUCUCUCAGGGAGCUGCUGGAGGGCGGGGCUAACGUGGAGGCUCAGGAGCGAAGCUGUGGACGGACCGCCCUCCACCUCGCCACCGAGAUCGACAACGUGUCGCUGGCCGGCUGCCUGCUGCUGGAGGGAAACGCUAAGGUGGACUGCUUCACCUUCAACGGCUCCACCCCCCUCCACAUCGCUGCAGGACGAGGCUCCCUCAAGCUGACGGCUCUCCUGAUGGCUGCAGGAGCCGACCCUCAGAAGGAGAACUUUGAGCCGCUGUUCUUCAGGGAGGAGGACUGCUGUGAUGAGGAGAAGGAGGUGGAGGAUGAAGAUGAAGGCUACAUCCCAGGAACCACUCCUCUCAACAUGGCCGCCACCACUCAGGUGUUGGAGCUUCUGAAUGGAAAAGAAUAUGAACCCAGAUAUCCACAGACAACCUUCACACCUUCUCAAGGUGACCUGGUGAACCUGGACGUGGAGGUGAAGCAGCAGGUGUGUCGCGCUCUGGAGAGUGAAGGAUGCUGGGAAAACCUGGCUCACAGUCUGGGUCUCGGGAUCCUCAACACGGCCUUCAGGCUGAGCCCCUCCCCCGCCAAAACACUGCUGGACAGCUACGAGGUUUCAGGUGGGACGGUCAGGGACCUGCUGGCUGGUCUCAGGUCAGUCGGUGAGUGCAGAGCUCUGAGCGUCCUGAUGGAGGCGCUGCGUUGCCAUGACGACGAGGAGAUGCAGGCGACCAACCAGACGAGUGGUCAGUCUCUGGUUCGGGAUCUGAAGGCGGACGUUCGGAUCGACAGCGGGGUCUGUGACAGCGGGGUGGAGCUAUCCACAGCGUGACCGCCUGAUCAGUCCGUCCCCCGGCAAUCCAUUUAACCCGACGUGAUUAAUCCAUUAACCGAUCGCUCCGACAGUUUUCAGGGCUGAAUGUUUCUCAUCACAUUUAGAGUUUACUAAACAAAAAAAAACAUGUUUUUAAAGAAACGAAAAGCUAAAUAUUUAGUUUGAUGGUUUUCAGCCCACACUACACUCCAACAGCUCUACCAAAGAAUGUAAACGUGUGUUUUGUUCAUCUACACCCAAAAAAAGAAAUGCAACCAGAGUCCCUCAAAUAUCACGCAGUAGAAAAAAAAGUAUUGAUUUGAUUUUUUUUUUUGAUAUUUGGAGUCGUGUUCUGUUGGCAUACUGUUUUUCUCUACAGCAGACGUGUACUGUCUGUAGGGGAAAGGUGCUAUUGAUACUGAAAUGAUUGUAAAGAUGUUAAUUUACCCCGAAAGGAUCGGUUCAGAUUGUUUCAAACCUGUCUUAAUAUAACGCUCACGUGAAGAAUGAUUCCUCCUGUUCAUGCUGGAUGUGAAAAGAUCUCUUCAAACAAAAUGUGAUUAACAGUCAUCUGAAGAUGCAGCUCUUUGUUUGUUCCAGAAGUCCUGUUUGAGUUAAAGAUUUAUGAGUUCUUCAAACGCUAAAACACGAGAUGUUACGACUCUUCAACUCUCGUGACGAUCAGGAGAUAAACUGAAGUAAAACAGCGUUCACGUUAAGUUAAUCCACCAGGAGAUUUGAGCUCACGUCCGUCCGGCUUCUUACAAAUGAAUGAGAGGUCAGAGGUCAGUCUCAACACAUGUCAAACACAUGUUUUCCUCAAGUCUCAUGUUAACCAACAGGAUGCAGAAACUCUGGGAAGUUACUGCUUCCCGCCAAGAAAAUACACAUAAACCUGUAAAACCACAAGGUGUUGUUUUAAAACUUUGUUUUUUUUACGGUUUAAAUAAAGGAGAGAGAACGUGUUAAUAUGUGAUCUUUAGAGGUGCUGGUGGGUGGUCAGACUAGCCAGUUUUUAUGCUAAGCUAAUGAGCUAAUUUCGUCAGAUGUCAAAACAGUUUUUUUUAGGGUCAAAUUAUCAUUGCUGUGUUUUCGUAGACGCCACAGUUUACACGAUGAAUUUAUGAUAGAUAACCUGGAUCCUCGCCAUCAGCUGCAAACACUUCUGGUUUUGUUUGGUAUCUUUACUGAAUCAGACCUGGAGACGGGGAAGAUAGCGGUUUGAAAAUGAUGAUGCGACCGAUUCUUUGUGAAGUCUCCUCCUGAGUGUCCACUUUGUUAGGAACAACUGUACCAUCUAAGUUAAAGGAGGUGUUGCACUGUGUUCUUUAAUAUUUUAAUAUAAUUCAGUACAACUUUACCAAGUUAAUUUAAUUAACAUGUUUCUGUUCACAUCAACAAACAUUAUAAAGUUUGUACUGUUGAGCUGCAUUAGAUUGCACAGGUGUAACUUAUAAAAUACAUAAAGUUUAUUUCGUAUGCUGUUUUGAAGAGAACAGGAGGAAUCAUGACAAACAAACAUGUGAAUAUUGUAUUCAGACAGAUUUGAAAAACAGUGAAACUCCUUUUAAGUGUGCACGUUUAACAAAAAACUGUUUAGUGUUUUUUAACUUUAAGGGCCAUUUUAUUUUCUGUCCGUCUCACCACUGAAGACUUUUAAAGACUCAAACAAUCAUGAACUUGUUUUUAAAAAAAAAAAAAAAAGUUUUUCAUGUAUCUUCAGUCGGUUCUUUCUGUCUUCCUCUGAUAGGAUAAGUGAUAUGUUUUAACACAAAUACUGGAGGCAGAGGCCAAACUGUGUGAGCCUAGCUUGUCAAAUUGAUGCAAGGCAUUGUGGGAAAGGAAGUCCAGAGCUGUGAGCAGUUGUAGUCUCUUUUCAGUGUGAAACCAAAGCUCCUCUCUGAUAUUUAUAUCUUUUCCCUGCACUGUACAGUUCAACACCAGCUUUUCAUUGGUUGUUAUUUUUUAAAUAAAGUUGUUUUUAUA